GGAACGCCUUUCCUCUCCAAUCAACCUUUCCAGAGAGCAGCUUCUGUGAGCUCAGAGCUGGAGGGUGGUGCCGAGCGCACAGCGAGCCGACUUUCGCUGCUGGCGAGGGAGGAACGCCACUUUUCCGGACUCCUUUGUCCUCCUCCCCUUUCCUUCACGCUCUUCAAUGUUUCCAAGGAUUGCUAGAUUGCUUUGGGGUUUUCUUUUGCUUAUGAGGAGUUGACUGCGGCGGGUGAGAGUCUUUUGGGAAGGCGAAACAAGCAUCGGACUCUGUAAGCAGGCACCAAAUCCACGGGAAAGAAAAACUUCGCGCUCUGGUUCAUCAAGGUCAGCACUAUGACUGAUGGGGACUAUGACUAUCUGAUCAAACUCCUUGCCCUCGGGGAUUCUGGGGUUGGGAAGACCACGUUCCUGUACAGAUACACCGACAACAAGUUCAACCCCAAAUUCAUCACCACAGUAGGAAUUGACUUCCGGGAAAAGCGGGUGGUAUACAACAGCCGGGGGUCAAAUGGCUCUCCUGGGAAAGCCUUUAAGGUCCAUCUUCAGCUCUGGGACACAGCCGGGCAAGAAAGAUUCAGAAGUCUCACGACAGCAUUUUUCAGAGAUGCCAUGGGCUUCUUGUUAAUGUUUGAUCUCACCAGUCAACAGAGCUUCUUAAAUGUCAGAAACUGGAUGAGCCAACUGCAAGCAAACGCAUAUUGUGAGAACCCGGACAUUGUAUUAAUUGGGAAUAAAGCUGACCUGUCAGAUCAGAGAGAGGUCAAUGAGAGACAAGCGAAAGAUCUAGCAGACAAAUACGGCAUCCCAUACUUCGAAACAAGUGCAGCUACCGGCCAGAAUGUGGAAAAAGCUGUGGAAACGCUCUUGGACUUGAUAAUGAAACGUAUGGAACAGUGUGUUGACAAGAGUCAAGUCUCAGACACAGCCAACGGAGGAAGUUCAGGGAAGCUGGCAUCAGCAAAAUCAGAAGAGAAGAAAUGUGCAUGUUGAUUUAGCUCCUCAGACAGAGGGGAAUGAACAAGAAAUUGUCCUAUCUGAAAAUAGCAGACCCGACCAACCACCAAAUUCAACCCUGGAAGCUCUUGUGGUCCAUAUGGGGCAGCUGUUGUUGUCUUAAGCAAGGCCGAUUAGUUCUGAUGCUGAGAGAGUCAUUCUUCCAUGCUUGCCACAGAUGUUAUCUGUACAAUGUCAUCUUCGUAGAAAACCCAAAGGCCCUCGUUCUUCUCAAUACAACCAGGCCAGUAAAUAGAGGAAAGCCUUGCUUAUAUUGGGGAGAGAGUUGUUGAAAUGUUAUAUGAUAAGACAAUGAAUCACCCUUGUAGGCCCAUGCAAUCACUUCUAGUCCUGUUGCCUUCUAUUACAAUAUACAUUAUGCAUUUGCUACAGAUGGUUUAUAAAAAGCAAAUGGAUAUUAAUGUAGCUUAUUAUAAAUGUCUUUGUAUUUUUAUUUUUUUGUUAAUACCAAGCAGUCAUUGCUGUUACAUUCAGCUGACUGAUGUCCCUGAUGAGCUCAGAAUAUUGCAUCCUCUUCCAGGAUAAAACUGAGGACCUGUGUAACAUUGGAACUGAUUGCCAAGCGGAAUUGGAGGGGUGUGGGCUAAAAGAGGAAGGGGAUGUCCAGGAAUUCUAGCACAGGGGUGGGAAGGAGCAGGUGCAUACUGCAGUGAAGCUUUUUUCUCUAAACCAAAAGGUAUUGUCCAUGCUUCAGACACCAAGGCCAGCAUCUCCCAAGAACACGGGCAACAGAAUGACAAACGCUUUCUCUGGUGACUUUGUAAUUGCUUUAAAGGAGUCUCUUUCCUCAGGUAAAGAGAAGACAGGUCCAUAUGAAUGCAGUUAGCUUUUCUAAUUAAUCCUCUUCCCUCAAUGCAUUAUUUUUUUUAAUUAUUUUUUUUACAAGUGGGCCACCUAAUAAAUGUAAAACUGUUGAAUGUUGAUUUGAAGAAUGGAGCAUCACAAAAGCAAAACCUUGAUUAAAUAUAUAAUAUAUGGCUGGCACUUGGAAGCAUUUUAAAAUUGGCAAGGUAGGCUUAGGAACAGAGCAUCAAAGGGUGAUUCUGUUACUGUAGCUAUGCUGCCAACUGUUGAGUGGUGCCAAAUUGUUCUUUAAAGCCAAAUGUUGUGGGGGGCUGUGAUGUAUUAAAACGUAUCUUUUGAAAUAAAUGAAAAAAAUCA
This is a messenger RNA of Podarcis raffonei (Aeolian wall lizard), 2178 nucleotides long. RefSeq names its product RAB27B, member RAS oncogene family (gene RAB27B). Gene Ontology annotation, biological process: melanosome transport; positive regulation of exocytosis. The transcript has 6 exons. Bases 337 to 993 code for a protein of 218 amino acids. Gene Ontology annotation, molecular function: GTPase activity; GTP binding. Gene Ontology annotation, cellular component: melanosome; secretory granule. NCBI's taxonomy places the organism in Eukaryota, Metazoa, Chordata, Lepidosauria, Squamata, Lacertidae. The record is from RefSeq and is a predicted model, not a curated record.